AUGUCUCCUCAAGUUCAGCUCUUUUUGCUGCUGCUCGUCUGCGUGACUUUACCCGUGUAUGGCGUGGAAAAGGUGAGAAGUAGAGGAUACCGAAAGGAUCCUGACGCUGACAAGUAUGGCAGCUGCAUGCAAGGUCCAGCAGGAACACCCGGGAGAGAUGGUAACCCCGGCGCAAAUGGCAUCCCGGGGACACCGGGCAUUCCUGGACGUGACGGCCUCAAGGGUGAGAAGGGAGAAUGUGUCAAUGAGAUCUUCGAAGAACCCUGGAGGCCCAACUACAAGCAGUGUGCCUGGAACUCCUUGAAUUAUGGGAUCGACUUGGGAAAAAUUGCAGACUGUACGUUCACCAAGCUGAGAACAGACAGCGCCCUGAGAGUUCUUUUCAGUGGCUCCCUCAGACUCAAGUGCAAGAACGCAUGUUGCCAGCGGUGGUACUUCACCUUCAAUGGAGCAGAGUGCACAGCACCACUUCCCAUAGAGUCCAUCAUAUAUUUGGACCAGGGCAGUCCAGAGCUCAACUCCACCAUCAAUAUCCACAGAACAUCUUCAGUGGAAGGACUGUGUGAGGGUGUCAAAGCAGGGUUGGUGGACGUGGCUGUAUGGGUGGGGACCUGCGCUGACUAUCCCCGUGGCGAUGCAUCCACGGGAUGGAAUUCAGUUUCCAGGAUUAUCAUCGAAGAGCUUCCAAAAUGA
Nerophis lumbriciformis (worm pipefish) is the source of this 693-nucleotide messenger RNA. NCBI's taxonomy places the organism in Eukaryota, Metazoa, Chordata, Actinopteri, Syngnathiformes, Syngnathidae. The record is from RefSeq and is a predicted model, not a curated record.